GAGAAAGAGGGAAAAAGCAAAGCGAACACGAGGUAAUCCUCUCUCUCAUGCCAGCCCAGCAACUUUCUCUGUCUAAACAGUAAUCCUCUGUUAUAUAUCCUUCCACAUCCCUGCAAUGCACCCAGCAUCGUCUGUUAUAUAUCCUUCCACAUCCCUGCAAUGCACCCAGCAUCGUAGAGAGAGAAAGAGAGUUGUUAGAGAGAGAAAGAGAGUGUUAGGGAGAGCAAGGAUCAAUGGCGAUGGCUGAUGGGAAGGGGAAGCUAGAGAGAUACAACUCGUAUAUUAGAAAGAUGAACAGCAGCAAGGCGCUUGCUGCCUCAUCGAAGCUGCUAUUUAGAGCUUCGAUUUUGAUCGCACUCUUCCUUGUGUUCUUCCUCACUCUAACUUCCUAUCCGACAGAGGUGAGGAGAAGGCUUUCCUCCACCUCUUCUUUUGGGGCCGCCUCUGCUCGAUGGGGCGGUCCGUUGUGGGAGAAGCAGGUGCGCCAUUCCUCGACUCCUCGGCGCCCAAAUGGGUUCUCAGUUUUGGUUACAGGGGCUGCUGGUUUUGUUGGAUCUCACUCUUCUCUCGCUCUAAAAAAGAGAGGGGAUGGGGUUCUUGGGCUCGAUAACUUCAAUGACUACUACGAUCCGAGCUUGAAGCGCGCCCGUCAAGCAUUGUUAGCAAAGCAGUCGAUCUUCAUUGUGGACGGCGACAUCAACAACGCCUACCUCCUCGCAAAGCUCUUCGACGUCGUGCCCUUCUCUCACGUCCUCCACCUCGCGGCCCAGGCUGGUGUUCGCUAUGCCCUCCAGAAUCCCUCGUCGUACGUACACUCCAAUGUCGCCGGCCUCGUCUCUCUCUUUGAGGCCUCACGCCAAGCCUCUCCUCAGCCUGCCAUCGUUUGGGCCUCCUCGUCUUCGGUCUAUGGGCUCAAUGAGAAGGCACCGUUCUCUGAAGUUGAUCGGACCGACAGGCCGGCGAGUCUGUACGCGGCGACAAAGAAGUCGGGGGAGGCCAUCGCCCACGCCUAUAAUCAUAUUUAUGGCCUCUCUCUCACUGCGUUGCGCUUCUUCACGGUGUAUGGGCCUUGGGGGAGGCCCGACAUGGCCUAUUUCUCCUUUACCAAGGAUAUAUUGCAGGGCAAGGCCAUCACCAUCUUCGAGCGAGCCGACGGGCAGGAUGUGGCCCGCGACUUCACGUACAUUGAUGAUAUAGUCCGCGGAUGCAUCGGCGCCCUCGACACCGCCCAGCGCAGCACUGGCAGCGGUGGCCGCAAGCGAGGCCCCGCCCAGCUCCGUGUUUACAAUCUCGGCAACACAUCCCCUGUCACAGUGAAGGGAUUGGUGGGCAUUUUGGAGGGACUCUUGGGGUUGACGGCCAAGAAAAAUGUAGUGAGGAUGCCCGGAAACGGCGACGUGCCGUUCACGCACGCGAAUGUCAGCUCAUCGGUGAGGGAUUUCGGGUAUAGACCCACCACUGAUUUGGCCACAGGACUGAGGAAGUUUGUGAAGUGGUAUGUCAAUUACUAUGGCAUUAAGAUCACCAAGGGAGAUGCUGCCUCCUCUUCUUCUUCUUCUAGGUAUAGUAGCUGAGAAAUCUAUCUCCUCUCUUUCUUACUGGGUCUUUUCCAUAUUUGUGCAGCUGAGAAAUCUAUCUCCUCUCUCUCUCUUUCCUCCAUUUUUUUGCCUUCCACUUCUAUAAUUUUGGUUCUCCUCUUCGUACAGCUGAAAGACCCCUCUCUCUCUCUAUAACCCAGUUGGGUUUUCCCUUUUCUCUCUCUCUUCUCCACCCAUUUGGUCCAACACUAGAGAAAUGUUUCUCUCUCUCAUGACCUCAUCUUCGCUUUUAUCCUACCACGGUUGAGAAAUCAAUCUCUCUCUCUCUCUCUCUCUCUCAUUGGUUACAGUUGAUUAGUCUUUCUGAUAAUUGGUGCAAAGUUCCCCCUCUCUAUCCUUCAAUUGGGUCCUUUUGUUCUUGGGGUUGUUUAUUAUUUUGAUUGUUAAAUGUUCUUGGUUGUUCAAAGUUCAGAGUAGUGCCAUAAAAAUCUGUGGAUAAAAAGAAGCAGAUAGAAAGAAAAUGUAAAAAUGCAGGCGGCCUAGUCCUCACAGAAUGCGUGUGGAGCCGCUCUCCUCCAUAAGUUGUAAAAGAGGGAAAGCCCGGUUGAUUGUCAUAUGAUACAUAAAUUAAAUCAUAAAAGAGGCAAAUCCUUUCUCUA
This is a messenger RNA of Amborella trichopoda, 2197 nucleotides long. It is a transcript of the gene GAE6, whose product is annotated as UDP-D-glucuronate 4-epimerase 6. Lineage: Eukaryota; Viridiplantae; Streptophyta; Magnoliopsida; Amborellales; Amborellaceae. The record is from RefSeq and is a predicted model, not a curated record.